This is a messenger RNA of Cannabis sativa, 4379 nucleotides long. RefSeq names its product pentatricopeptide repeat-containing protein At5g02830, chloroplastic. Lineage: Eukaryota; Viridiplantae; Streptophyta; Magnoliopsida; Rosales; Cannabaceae. The transcript is spliced from 12 exons. The record is from RefSeq and is a predicted model, not a curated record. The coding region runs from base 70 to 2598 and encodes 842 amino acids. Gene Ontology annotation, molecular function: protein binding.
AAACUAAUAUAAAACCUCAAAAAAGUUCCCUACGGCCCAAACCAAAAAAGAAAAAACGGUUGGCUUAGAAUGAGAGUGAUCGUCAUCCUUGUCCCAUCUUCUUCCUCCAUUGUCACUCCUCCAAAUCCUUCCCGCCAUAACCACCAUUAUCCCCACCUUCUCAAAGCUUCCAAAUCUCAAAUCCCAAACCUUUCUCCCUCUAACUUACCUCCUCCACCUUGGUCGUCUUCUCGCUCUCCUCCCCUCUCCACCGCCCUCCGAUGGGACCCCACCAAAACCCACCCACGAAGCUUGGCCGACUUCGCAAACAACCUCGCUCGAGAUGGGAAGCUUGUAGACUUCGCAAUGGUGGUCGAGACUGUUGCGGACUCAGGCGUUGAGGCCUCGCAGUUUAAGUCUGCGCUGAGAGCAGAUUUUGUGGAGAAGGGCCUUUCGGGAUUUCUUCGAGACGGGAAAGUUCAGAGCUUUGUAAAUGUUUUGAACAAGUUGGAUGAGUUUGGGUUUCCUCCUUUGGAGAUCUUUGCUGGGUCGGCCAUGGACUUGCUUAGGAAGGAGUGUCGAGGGAUUUUGAAAUGCCGUGAAGUGGAUGAACUAGUUGAACUCGUUGAGGUUCUUGCAGGUUUCGGUUUCUCAAUCAAAGAAUUAAUGAAACCUUCCGAUGUUAUCAAGGUAUGCGUUCAAAAGAGAAAGCCCAAGAUGGCUAUAAGGUAUGCUUGUACUUUACCACAUGCACAUAUGGUAUUUUGUGACACAAUAUAUGAAUUCGGAAAGAAAGGUGACUUGGAGUCUGCUUUGACCGCAUUUGAAUUUGCGAAGAAAAACUCGAAUUCUAUCAAUAUGUAUCUCUACCGCACGAUAAUUGAUAUUUGCGGUCGCUGUCAUGCCUACCAGAAAUCUAGGCAGAUUUAUGAGGACUUGCUCAGUCAGAAAGUCACCCCAAAUGUUUAUGUCGUGAACAGCAUUAUGAAUGUCAAUGCUCAUGAUUUGAGCUACACAUUCAAUGUAUACAGGAAUCUGCAAAACCUUGGUGUUGAACCCGAUAUGGCAUCAUAUAACAUCCUUUUGAAGGCAUGCUGUCUUGCUGGAAGAGUUGAUUGGGCUCAGGACAUCUACAAGGAAGUUCAACAUUUAGAAUCAACUGGAUUGUUGAAGUUGGAUGUUUUCACAUACAGCACUAUUGUAAAGGUUCUUGCAGAUGCAAAACUAUGGCAAAUGGCUUUAAAAGUGAAAGAUGACAUGCUAUCAGCUGGUGUAACUCCUAAUACUGUUACAUGGUCAUCGUUGAUCAGUGCCUGUGCAAAUGCCGGCCUUGUGGAGAAGGCAAUCCAAUUAUUUGAAGAGAUGCUUCUGGACGGCUGCGAACCCAAUUCACAGUGCUGCAAUAUCCUUCUACAUGCGUGUGUUGAGGCUUCACAGUAUGACAGAGCAUUUCGCCUUUUUGAAUCUUGGAAGAGAAAUAGAGUCCAGGAGAUGCCUGAAGAUGACAAAGAAAAUAGAGCUAGCAAUGCAAGUUCAGGAAUUACUACCUCCAGGUCUCGAUCAUCUCAUUUAUACGGUUUAAACUUUGCUAAAGAGCUUUCAUUUAUGCCCACAGUUGCAACAUACAAUAUUUUGAUGAAGGCUUGUGGAUCUGAUUACUACCAUGCGAAAGCAUUGAUGGAUGAGAUGAACACAAUGGGUCUCUCUCCUAAUCAAAUAACUUGGUCUAUAUUGAUUGAUAUAUGUGGAAGCUCAGGCAAUAUAGAGGGUGCUUUGAAGAUUUUGAGAACCAUGCGUGAAGCUGGAAUUGAACCCGAUGUAGUUGCAUAUACAACAGUUAUAAAGGUUUGCGUGGAAAAUAAAUAUAUGAAACAAGCAUUUUCGUUGUUCGCUGAAAUGAAAAGAUAUCAGAUACAGCCAAAUCUGGUGACCUAUAAUACACUUCUCAGGGCUCGUAGCAGAUAUGGUUCUUCACUUGAAGUUAAGCAGUGCCUGGUGGUAUAUCAAGAUAUGCGGAGAGCAGGGUAUAGGUCCAAUGAUUUUUAUCUCAAACAACUAAUCGAGGAGUGGUGUGAAGGUGUUAUACAAUGCGACAAUCAGAACCAGGAAGAGUUUAGUUCCUCCAUGACUGACACAGAGAGACCUCAAAGUUUACUGCUUGAAAAAGUUGCUGAACAUUUGCAAAAGAAUAUUGCUGAAAGCCUAACAAUUGAUCUUCAAGGGCUUACAAAAGUUGAAGCUCGUAUUGUUGUUCUUGCAGUUCUCCAAGUGGUCAAAGAGAAAUACUCCAGGGGACACAUAAUAAGCGAUGACAUGCUUAUCACCUUAGGAAUCGGUAAGGUCGAUACGAUUCCAGAUGAACUAGAACUGGGGGUGAAAGAUGCAAUAACUAAACUUCUACAAGACGAAUUGGGGCUUGAGGUUCUUUCAAAAGGUCUUGAAAUCGCAUCUAAUACACAAAUGUAUUUAGAGAGUACCAACCACUCAACCUCAAAUUCGGAGUACUUGGGAAGUAAUGAAUUACCCACUGAGAGAAGACCUGUGGUGAUGCAGAGAUUAAUGGUCACAAGAAAAUCACUGAGACAAUGGCUAUAUAAAAGAAGCUCCCUAAGAAGAUGAUGUAUUUUACGUUUAAUGUAUGAAUAUUUGUACUCACUAUUAAUUACUACAUCAAUUUAUAAUGUAUCAUAUGGUAGUCCAUUUGAACUAUCUAAUGUAAAUGAAAGAAUAAAAAAGCAAUAAAAUUGAUACUCGAUUCAAUGUUAAUCUUACACUGACUCAGUCUUUUAAUAAACAAACAAACAAUAAGCAAUAGAAAAAAACUCUAGGAUUUUGGUAGGUUAUUCCUUAAUUAAAACAAAGACACAUGAAAAGUUCUACAUUGUCAUUGUUUAAGAUUGUCAUUGUUAAGACAACAUGAAAGUACCCAACAUGGAGGUGGCUCAAAUGGUCAGGCACAUACAUAGAUUGCUCCCACAGAGUCUAAGAUUGAGUUCUGGUACUUACAUAGCAAUUGAUAUAAUUUUGUGGGAUCCACCAAUUCAACACCACCACACAAGUGAAAGCUUCAUUCAUAGCCAAUCUUGCUGCUGUAACUUCAAUGGCAGGUAAACCUCAGACAAGUACUGGAAACCAAACGUGCUGAGAGCCUGAAUUUCAGCCUUCUGCUUAGUCUUCACCAUCAAAGUCAGCUCCUCAACCCAGCCGGGAUUCUUCUUCACAAAAUCCUCCUCCAACAAAUCCUUCCCAGUCUUAAUAUCCUGCUCAGUCAUCGGCAGCCUACAUUGCUCCGGUAUCUUAUACUUGUCCAAAUCGCUAGGCCUAAUCCCCAACCACUUAAUAUCCGGUGUGGUCAAAUUCGCACUGUCAUAAGACAUGUUCUUGGAGCCACACCCAUAAACUGACAAUAUCUUCAAACCAUAUGGAUCACUAUCCACAAGAGCAAGCACAGGUAGCUUCAACUCCAUCUUCAUCUUCCUCAAGAAGAGCCUUGUCGCCACAUCAGGUUGCCCUUUCGCAGUCACAAUGAUACAUGGAAACCGAUUAUAAAACCUAUCCUCAGCCAAUCUAAUGUAAGCAGCAUCCUUCUCAACCAAGAGAAUGAACAAUGCAUCACUCUGCAUAUCCCCAACUCUGUCUAUAUUCGGCGGAAUCGCUUUCCCGCCCAUACCCAUUUUAGUACAGUCGAUCAUAUCUCCAUUGUCACUGAAAAUGAGCCGACCCACCACCACACCUUUCUCCGCAGCGAUCACGUUGAGACUAGACCGAGUACAGCCCAACAUACAACUCACAUCGUCGAGAACCGAGUCGGACUGAGUCUGGUCCGUAAACAGCUUUACAUCGGUGUAGAACAAAUCUCUCUUUGUGACAUGGAUGCUCUUGAGGCAGAGCUGGUGAAUGAGCUGAAGAAUCCGAGCAGUAAUGGUGGCUUUCCGUACGGUGGAGAUGCUGGCGUAGGGACGAAGCGAGGUUUUGUCUCUCAACACGAUUCGAUCGAGCUCCGGAACAUAGAGCUGGUUCGCGGCGGACCGAGAGGGGACGUCGAAGGCGAAGCCGUUGCCGGAGAGGAUGGAGUGGGCGAUCUUUAGGGUUAGGGAUUCGAUGGUGGACUGGACGGAGGAUAGAGAGAGGUCGGCGACUUCGCGGCAGGACUCGGAGAGAGCUAGGUCGGCGAGGGUUAGGGCUUUGGAUGAGGAGGAUGAGGCUUCUGUGGCUGCGCGGACUGAAUCGGUGAGUUUCUGAAGGAUUUGGAGGAUGACUGGGUCGGGUUUGAUUUGGUUCUUGAAGGGUUGGUGGCUUUCAUCGUCAGAACUCGGGUCAGGCCGUCGGCGCUUCUUCUUGUCCGCCAUUUCAGUAUCAGUAGAGAGAGAGUGUGUGAGUAGGCGGGAAGAAAAUGAAGC